Molecule: messenger RNA, 1177 nt
Organism: Stomoxys calcitrans (stable fly)
Lineage: Eukaryota; Metazoa; Arthropoda; Insecta; Diptera; Muscidae
Exons: 3
Coding region: 79-1146 (355 amino acids)
Cellular component (GO): extracellular matrix
Source: RefSeq, a predicted model, not a curated record
UUGAUAAGUCGAAGAAGAAAAUUGAAAAAAAAAGCUCAGAUUCGGUCAUAAGAAAUAUUUGUUGUUAUAAUUUUAAUAAUGUCUCAUAACGAGCGUUUAGUGUUUAUUGUUCGAUGCAUUUUCUUCACUUUAAGCCUAAAUGUAUGCCAUAUUACUGCGCAAAAUCUGCUCGCAACAAAUGAAGACAAUUUUCAGGCUGAAAAAAAUGGCAAUAACCACGGUAAUCCGGUCACCUCCUAUUAUCGACACAAUAUCUAUGGUCCCAACACAUAUGCUUUUGGUUUUGAGGUGAAUGACAAGGCCACUGGCAACAUUCAGUUUAGAGAUGAACAACGAUAUGCCAAUGGCAGCAUAAAAGGCUCCUAUGGCUAUGUCCGGCCGGAUGGAAGUGUUAGUAUAACACAUUUUAUGGCUGACCGCGAGCGGGGUUAUUUGAGCCAAACACAAAAUUUCGAACCUGGUGAUCAAGCCAAAUGGGCUGCAAUUUGGCCUACGAAAAAACCCAACAUUUUAAUGGAUAAGCCACCAGAGCCCCUACAGCCAGAAGUGAAAUACGAUGAAGAGGAGAAAAUGAAUUUAACUUCGAUAUUGUUGCCUUUGGAACCUAUUAAGGCAGAGCAUGGCAUAGAUUUGAAUCCCACAGAUUUGGAAAAAGAGUUGGUGAAUCCUGCCGUCCUAGAGGUGAUCAAUGGCGAUGUUCCUUUACUGGCCAACAACAAGAAGAAGGCUGAUGAAAUAGGCUUUUCCACAUUUAAUGAGCUCAUUCAUCCCAACUUCCCCAUAAUACCAUUUGAGUUGCCCCAUCCUGAGGCUGUCAGCAAAGAAGCGCCAGUUGCUGAAAAUCAACUAAAAGACAUGGCCCAAUCAAAAUCCAAUAAGUAUGAUGAGCAGAAAAUAAAUAAUGCUGAAAAGAUUUUAGCUGCACCAAAUUUGCAGGCUAGUCCUGCCGAGAAGUAUGUAAAAUCUAAAGAAAAUAAUGCCGAGAAAUCUUUGCCCACUGAAACUUUAAAAAUGGCAACAGCCCAUAGCUCUGAAGGCGAUGUAAGAACUCAAACUAAAGCGAAAUCACUGCCUUUGGAUAGCAAGGGCUGGGAUGAUCGAGUUAUAGGGGCAGCUCGACAGGAAUAUCAACAGGAUAAAAAUUAAAUUACGAAUUAUUAGAUUAUAGGAAUCAUAA